This is a messenger RNA of Bradysia coprophila, 2358 nucleotides long. RefSeq lists its product as uncharacterized. The record is from RefSeq and is a predicted model, not a curated record. NCBI's taxonomy places the organism in Eukaryota, Metazoa, Arthropoda, Insecta, Diptera, Sciaridae.
UUUAGUUCAGUGUAUGUUUUUCGGUGAAGAGGUUUGCAUCGGAACUACGUAUAUUUCGUAAUGCGAGUUAUAAACACUUUAGAGUAGCAUUUUCUUGUUGUUGGUACACUAUAUAAAUACAAUAUAUAGUCGAUGUUUAUAUGUUUUUGUUAUACUUUGGUGGUAAUACACGAUUUACCAACUAAAUAAACAUUAAUUGAGCAAUAACGCCAGAAGAAAUUAUACAACUAAAUUUGAAUUAAAAGAGCAAGUUUAAAAUUCUACAAACAAACUGGAAAAAAAAAACAACAAAAUCGUGUACUUUAUUUAUAACGAACAGUAUAAAAAGUGCAACUUGCUUCGGUCACUCAACUGAAGUUUCAUUUUGUGCGGUGCUUUGUGGUUGAUUAACAAAAAAUAAUGUUUAUCUUCUUAUGAUUAACAACGGAUAUUACACGGAUAUCAAUUCAUGUUUCAGUUGGUUUUUUUGAGUUAUACUUUUUUUUGUUAAUAGAAAAAAAGCAAACGAAACUCUAUACUGAAAAAAAAAGGUUUACCGAACAUUAUUCACAUUAAAGCUUGAGAUGGAAAUACAUUUUUAAUUAUUGGAUCGAAUAUGAAUAUCAUUAACAUCUUUAAUUAGUUCAUUAAAAAAAAUGUACCGAAAUGGAUAAGAACAAGAGUUAAAAUCUGAAAAACGACUACUCAUUAAUCAUAAUAUAAAUAUCAACUCAAACCAUCCACACACCAACGAGCCAUUUUAAACUAUAUAUUUUCAAAGGAUUUUCGCCAUUCAACCAUCCAUAAAUAUUAACCACAAAAUGUGAACACUAACCUUCACUUUUCAAGAGAUUAAAGAGACUUAUGCCCGAUUACUGUGCGCCCGUACAAUUUAUCUCGAAACAGGUGAAAUGCAGACGGUUUUAUUUCUGUGCGGUGUGUGAAAAUAAAAACGUAAUUUAUAUUAAAUCCUAGUGAGAGGCAUUUAUUUAUUCUUUCAAUUUUUGUAACGUAUGUACACUACACACACACAGUAUAUACUUUUAUAUGUUUGUGAAUGAGAUAACACACAACUUAAAUACAAUACAAUCGGAAAAAAGGACGACGAAAGGACAGAAAAUCACUUAGAAGAAUGUGUUAAUUUAAUGAAGAGAUUAUUUUGUAUUAGAGAAUAUAAAAGAGCUCAACAGAAAUUUCUCCUUUUAAAUUGUAUGGAUUAAAUGAAAGUGAUAAUAGUGACGGGAUAGUUGGAAAUGUGUACGGUACACAGAAUUCUUGAAAUUAAUGAUUUAUCGUAAGGACGAUGUUUUCAGAUGUUUCAAAUUUGGUGGCCAACAACGAUCUCGAAUCAGUUGAUACGAAUUCAGAAUUCUUUUGGAUGAAUUUUGAAGACGAGUUAUUUGGAUCGCCUCUCGCAUUUGAUGCCAGUGAAACGGGUCUGUGGAAUGGCAAAUUUGUACCACCACCUCCGCGACCGGAUUUUUUGGAAGACACCGUUGUGUCCGACGGUCUAACAACAUGUGACCUUUGUUCAUGGGCUGUGCCGGACAAAAAUGCAUUCCUAUUGGAUGGAUCGAUUGAAGCUGCAAGUGAACUGGGAUGGGCGUUCACAAUUGCUAUUGUUGCUGUAAUAUCGGCUUUGCUCGGAGCAAUAAUAAUGAUAACUUUGGUGCGGUGCAAGAGGUUGAAAGCCUCGACCGGAGCCCCACUAAUACCCUGGUGGUGUCGUCGAACGGAUUUAAACACUUCACCGGAUACACAGAAUCAAGAACCGAAACAGAGGCCAGCUGAAGAGUUACCAGUUACUGCCCACGCAAAUCCGCAAGUGUGGAUCUGGUUGAAAAAUGUGAAUACACCAGCAUCGACAGAACCAAUACCAUUUCCUCCAUCCGUAUCGAUAGAAAAUUACUACACCAACACCGAUGAUAACAUUAGCAGCCCGUCGAAAGUGAGCGAAGUUUUAUAUGAAGAAAUUUCCGGAAUCGGUUGAUUUAGAAUUAAAAUGAUUUCGGAUAAACGAUUGAGUGAUUUGACUCUUUAGCGAUAGGAAUUGUAUAUUAAUUUAUUCAAUGUAAAAUCUCCACUUUGAUUAUAUUAUAUAAAUAAAUAGCAACUUAAAAUGACAUAUAAUUAUUGAUAAUUAUGAAACAUUAAAAGAUUAUGCAACGUGCAAUCAUUCCAUCGGACUCAAUGGGAAAUAGUACUAAAAGAAAAUACUAAUUUGGUAGUAAUGAACCUGUUUUUUUGAUACUUUCUGUGAUAUUUUGAACUGAUGUAAAUAUAUAAUUGCUUAGAUUAUUAUAAAGAAAAUACUUAUCAUUAACUACACACUAACUAGACAUAUUAUGGAUAAUAAUAAAUUGUUUAAUGAAUAGUAAA